AUGACUAGAUACGGGGGUAUGGGGAGGACGCGCCCAAAAAAGCUCACCUCGAAGGCCUCAAUCCCCAUUGUUCGGGAACAUGAUAUCGAUAUCAUCGACGAUGAGGUUCAGAAUGCCCUACAACAGGUGGAAACUGGUGUCGAGAAGGCUGAGGAGUCGGAAUUCCAUCUUCAAGCUGCUAUUAGCGCGACUGCCCAAGGAAAAAUAAACGAAGCUCACAUUCCCACACCAGAGACCGUCCUCAGUAAUCUUCGAUAUGACGAGCUCUAUCCCCCCAUCUUCUCGCAGCCGGCGACAUACAUCCGCUUUUCCUCGACUGUCGAGGACUGUUGCGGAUGCCCGUAUAACAUGACCGAAGAGGACGAUGUCUUCUUCAAGAUCAUGAACGAGAAGCGGGAGCCGUCGAACCGGAUCACAGAGGAUCAGUUCGAGGAGGUGAUGUACUUCUUCGAGGAGACGGCACAGACAAAGCAACCAUUUGCAGCUGUAGAUAGCCCUCCUGUCCUGAGCCUCGCAGAGAUGCAAGACUCGAUGGAUGCAACUGUAGAGGAGAGCGUCAAGCGUUUUGCAAAGGACAUAUAUGAGCACUGGAAGUUGCGAAGGAUUGCCACUGGGAACCGCCCACUCCUACCGAGUCUCAAGGUGAGCAGACCUCGGUCGCAUGGCUACCCAUUUGACACGACUGACCCUGAGCAGUUCGAAACUGGUCAAGAUACCGAUGAUACAGACCCGUAUGUCUGCUUUCGUAGGCGUGAAGUCCGUCAGAUUCGGAAGACCCGCGGCAGAGAUGCCCAAAGUGCCGAUAAACUGCGCAGACUCAGAAAGGAGCUGGAAGAUGCUCGACAGCUGGUUGCACUGGUGCGCCAGCGGGAGUUGGCAAGAAAGGAGAUGCUCUCGAUGGAGCGGCAGAUCUUCCUGCAGCGUUCCGAGGUGAAGGAGAUGAAGAGGAAACUCAACAUCAAAGACGAUGACGAGGAUCUCAUCAACCAGAAGGUAAGGUCAAUACCAGCACGCCUUCCUCAUGCGUUUGCUAAUUUGCCGGAGCAGCCAAAGAAGAAGCCUGCGGAGACGCCAGCUGCACAACGGCCGACCGCUCCUCAGAUCCGGAUGCCACAGAAGCCCGGUACUCAGGCUGCGGACGACCUGCAACUGCUGGAAGACGUCCAGGCGGAGAAAGAAAACGAGAUUCUGCGAGAUAUCAAGCAGAACAUCGCGAAGCAUAUCAAGUGGAACGAGGGCUAUGUGGAUUUCACAAGAGCGCCUCUCUCACCUCCUCCGGAGAAAACCUUCCAGGCCGCAUUCCGCCCGGCAAUCACCACCCAGUUGCCAACUCCUCCUUCUUCAGAUUCGUCCGACAAUAUGGACUCUGCCUUAGAUACAGCCAAUUCCCUCUCCUUCCGAGAUAAGCUAGUCCCUCGCACAUGGGAGAUGAACGAGGACACCUGCAGAAUACCGUCGUUCAGGAGGCGCAUUGGGCGCGGCGGUCGGUUGAUGAUUGAUCGUCGAAACAUGGUGUCGCGGUGUAGAAUCGAGAUGGAUCCGCUUAAGGCUGAUCGAUUCAAGUAUGAUCGGGAGGAUUCGGACGAUGAGUCAGAAUUCGAAUGUGAUCCGUACGAUGUCCAGAUCAUGCAACAUCGUGCCAUAAUGGCCGCUAAAGCACGAGAUCAAGCUGCUGCUGCCGCCCAAGCCCAUGCGCAGGCUCAAGCAGCUCAAGCGCAAGCACAGGCUCAAGCGCAGAAACGGUUGCAGGCCGAACAAACCACAACCAAUAACGGGCCCCCGAACAUGGGGCAGACAAUGGGAUCGAACCCCGGGCCUGGUGCCGUCGCCUCCACGUCGUGA
Aspergillus fischeri NRRL 181 is the source of this 1842-nucleotide messenger RNA. RefSeq names its product enhancer of polycomb-like protein 1. The transcript has 2 exons. The coding region runs from base 1 to 1842 and encodes 613 amino acids. Gene Ontology annotation, cellular component: piccolo histone acetyltransferase complex. Gene Ontology annotation, biological process: regulation of transcription by RNA polymerase II. NCBI's taxonomy places the organism in Eukaryota, Fungi, Ascomycota, Eurotiomycetes, Eurotiales, Aspergillaceae. The record is from RefSeq and is a predicted model, not a curated record.